This is a messenger RNA of Parathielavia appendiculata, 1113 nucleotides long. RefSeq names its product mitochondrial carrier. Gene Ontology annotation, molecular function: transmembrane transporter activity. The record is from RefSeq and is a predicted model, not a curated record. The transcript has 2 exons. The coding region runs from base 1 to 1113 and encodes 370 amino acids. NCBI's taxonomy places the organism in Eukaryota, Fungi, Ascomycota, Sordariomycetes, Sordariales, Chaetomiaceae. Gene Ontology annotation, biological process: transport.
AUGUCGGCCGACUUUUGGGCAGGCUACAUCUCGGGCGCAGCUGGCAUCAUCCUCGGCAACCCUCUCGACGUGCUCAAAGUCCGCCUACAAGCCGGCAGCCCUCCCUCUCCAUCACAGCCGCCUCCUCCAUCCACUUCCCUCCUUGGUCCCUCUACCGCCGCCACCCGAUCAACACACUCCUCUUCCUACCUCCGCCCCUUCCUACUUGGGACAGCAGUCCCCGUGCUAGGCUACGGUGCGCUGAACGCGCUGCUCUUCGUGUCAUACAACCGCACCGAGUCCUUCCUCAACAGGCUUUCCGCACCAGGAGCCGGUGGUGAUGCCGCCGGUGGCCAGGGAAGGGGUACGGACCUGCUGACGACCUGGCUAGCCGGCGCCGUGGGCGGGCUCGCGACGUGGGUCGUCUCGACGCCGACCGAGCUGGUCAAGUGCCGUGCCCAGCUGCAGGUCCCUUCCUCGUCGUCCGCCCUCAGCUGCGGACCUGGCUUACAGAGCCAGCCUCCUCCACACGGGACGAGUUCCCCGUCGCCCACCUCCUCCUGGCACAUAACUACCCACCUUCUCCGCACAACAGGCCUCAGGGGUCUCUACGUCGGCGGCACGGUGACCGCCCUGCGCGACAGCAUCGGCUACGGCUUCUACUUUUGGGGCUACGAGCUCUGCUCGCGGUGGUGGGAUGAUGCCCUUUUCCUCCUCCCCUCUUCGUCAUCCACCACAACAACCACCACGACCUCCUCCUCCUCCCAUGAGGACAGUAGUACCACCAUGAACGAAGCAGCCCGAGUCCUCCUCUGCGGCGGCCUGGCAGGCAUCAUCACCUGGGCGAGCAUCUUUCCGCUGGACGUGGUCAAGACACGGGUGCAGACGCAAAGGACGCCGUUGCUUGGCGACGACAGACAGAACAUCAACGCACCACUACCGCGGAAAAGACUUGGGGCGUGGGACAUGGCCAAGGAGACGUACCGGGAGGGCGGACUGCGGCCGUUCUUCCGGGGACUGGGAGUGUGCAGCGUGAGGGCGUUCAUCGUGAAUGCCGUGCAGUGGGCCGUGUAUGAGUGGAUCAUGGUAGAGUUGGGGCAGGGGAGGAGGAAGGCAAGUCGGCAAGAGGGGUAG